Messenger RNA from Seminavis robusta, 1155 nucleotides. Lineage: Eukaryota; Bacillariophyta; Bacillariophyceae; Naviculales; Naviculaceae. The record is from the annotation of a GenBank genome assembly.
GGCUCCUAGGUCGCAUAUAUAUUUACCGGAGACGUCUCCUACUAGUAUUUCGAAACCAUGGCUCUUAGGUCGCAUAUUAUUUCUCCUAGAGGAGACGUGUUAAGUCUCCUAACGAAAUACCCACGAUUCACUAUUUCCACAACGGUCCUGCGUGGAGAUCGCCGAAUCGCAAGGCAGCAGAUGUACGCGAUUGUCAAGGGAACUGGGAAUCGAAAAGCUCAUGCAUGCAGGUCCAUGUUAAUUAUAGAACUGCGUGGAGAUGGCACUCCGCUGACUCGACUCGCCCAUUUGGACACCCCACACCUUCCAAUUUAUUUAUUUUUUACAGCUUCCCGUGUAAUACAAAACAUCCUGGGCGGCACUGUAAUAACGUAAUAACCCCACCCAAGACCAUACAUCCCCAUAGUAACCACUUUACUUUAAUUGAACCAGCAGCUGCAACAGCAUUUGAGAAGGAUAGACCUUCUGAAGAAGAUGAAUCGAUUAAACGAACAUGACGGUGAAGCUCAAGCUAGUACCCGUAACUCAACCAGAGACGUUGAGAAUCAACCAGACCAACUUGAUCAAGCGGUAAUGGAUAGCCUCAUCAAGCGAGCAGAGGCAGUAGCCGCACAGCAGCAGCAUCAAGACGAUCAUCAGCCUGACCGGCUUGACGACGACUCAGCAGUAAUGGACAGCCUCAUCAAGCGAGCAGAGGCAGAAGCUGCACAGCAGUACCAAGAUGACGCACAUCAGUACAGAGAUGAAGAAUCUGACCCCAAAAAAGCUCAAGUGACAGACAAAGCUUCCACUACUACUCAUACUAGAAGCAAAAAAGAAGCCAAGUCAGAGGACGAUGAAGCAACAAGAAAAAUCAUGGAGAUUGUGGUAGAACAAGCUGGUCUGGCAAACGACAAGCGUGUCAAACAGGUCAACAGAGCCCGUCCCGCUGGUGCUCAUGACCAAGAAAAUACGCUGGAAGUGACCACAGAGACACCGGGACUACAGCAGCAGAUGCAAAUCACGGAAAACCAAGUGCCGCCGUUGGUGGUCCUCAUGACCAAGCAAAUACGCUCGAAGAGACCACACUUAUCCGUUCCACCAUCCAACAACAGCGGCAACAAGUCUUGGUGCCCGGAGCCUACCCCAUGGCAGGGCCGGGAAAUCCGAAUUUAA